Dovyalis caffra is the source of this 441-nucleotide messenger RNA. Lineage: Eukaryota; Viridiplantae; Streptophyta; Magnoliopsida; Malpighiales; Salicaceae. The record is from the annotation of a GenBank genome assembly.
AUGGCCCCAUAUCCAUUUACGGUUCGGAGAGAUAUUGUUAUUGCAUGUAUUGCAAUACAUAAUUAUCUUCGAAGAACAAUUGUUACUGAUGACUUUUUUGAACAAUUUGAUGGUGAUUAUGUGAUGCAUCAAACGCCAAAUGUUACUGCAAAUUUACCAUUCAUCGGAGGAGGGGCGCAAGCACGAGCCGAUCAAACAUUUAUGAUUAAUUUGCAAGACCAAAUUGCAAAUGAAUUGAAUAAUUAUGAGCCACUACCAAUUGAAUCAUCAGCACAGUUGCAUUUACAAGCACGAAGUUACACCACAACUGGAUUCGGGUUACAUGUUUGGGUGAGGGAGAUGCAAAGGGCGGCUCGACAACAGUGGAAGGUGGUGGAAGAAAAUGUAAAAGGAAUUGUGGUACCAAAUGUUGAUCAGUGUAGCCUAGGUGUUGUAACAUAU